Molecule: messenger RNA, 1125 nt
Organism: Pestalotiopsis fici W106-1
Lineage: Eukaryota; Fungi; Ascomycota; Sordariomycetes; Amphisphaeriales; Sporocadaceae
Exons: 2
Coding region: 1-1125 (374 amino acids)
Molecular function (GO): 6-phosphogluconolactonase activity; protein binding
Source: RefSeq, a predicted model, not a curated record
AUGCUACAACUUCGCAGUAUCGGAACUUUCGCAAGUCUUCUUGCGUUUGCACAUGCGCUUACGCACCAAUUGAUUAUUGGCACCCUUGGCACAAAGUCCCUCUAUACUGUCGAAUUUGACGACGAGGCUUCCACCUUGAAGCUACUAGCCAAUACUUCAGUGCCUGUACCUGGAUCUUGGAUUACUCUUAACCACGACAAUACCAAGUUGUACACCAAUGCCUGGGCCACAGGACCGCAGUUUGCGAGCUAUUCUCUAUCUGACAAUCACGAGAUCACGCACGAUGUAACCAUUGCAGCUGGAGGCAAUUGUACCGCUACCUCUAUAUUUGUUGUCGCGAAUCCGAAUCCACCAUAUUCCGUGUACGGUUCGUUCUUUGGCAGCAACGGCGGCUGUGGCAGUGUCUUGUCCGUGGACGAAAAUGGUGUACUUGAUGCUGCUAUACAAAACUACACCUUGUCCAGCGCAGCGGGCGUCCAUGGCACGGCACUGAGUAGCGACUCCCGGUUCUUGUACUCUGCUGAUGACAGCGCAAACGCAUUGUGGACGCACAGUAUCGAUCCAGAGACGGGAAAGGUGACAUUUGUUGCAAAUCUCACAGCACUGUCUACUGGCGCGGAUCCUCGCCAUGUAGCGGUGCACCCGAGCGGAAAGUUUCUCUAUGUCGUCUUGGAAGGCUCGAACGAGAUUGCGCAGUACACGAUUGAUCAGAGCACUGGUAUCCCGUCUUUCGAGAAUGUGAUUUACCCACUCAUAUCGUCUGGAGACAACGCCUCGAGCUAUCUGGGAGGAGACGAGGUAGCCUUGUCCUCCAGUAACAAGCAUCUCUGGGCAACCACGCGGGGAGGAAUGGACGGCACCGCAGGUUACAUCUCGGUCUUCACACUGGACGAAAAUGGCGCAAUAAAAUCUCAAAAUUUCUUGACGCACACGAGCACCAGCGGUGGUGGUUCCAAUGCCGUGGCGCCGAGCCCGUCGACGGAUCGGUACGCCGCCUUGAUGGACAGCUCGAAGGGCUUUGUGGAGAUAUGGGAGUUGGCCGAAGAUGCAAGCAAUGCGACGAUUGUGGCACAUCUUGACUUGGCCGAUGGUGGAUGUUGUGCGAACGCUGUAUGGCUGUCAUAA